This is a messenger RNA of Drechmeria coniospora, 237 nucleotides long. RefSeq lists its product as uncharacterized. Bases 1 to 237 code for a protein of 78 amino acids. The record is from RefSeq and is a predicted model, not a curated record. Lineage: Eukaryota; Fungi; Ascomycota; Sordariomycetes; Hypocreales; Ophiocordycipitaceae. The transcript has a single exon.
AUGACGCCACGUUCCAUGGUCCGUCCGGGCCACGAUGAUGCCAUGCACCAUUUGCCGUGGCGAAAGGACGGUCGAACGGUUCGGCGGGCACGGGGUGGCAAGGACGACGACGCGGCGCACGACAUGCCUCGUACCUCGUCCUUUUGCGGGCAGCUUGCCUGCAACGCUACCGCUCCAUCCCUGGGCGGACAGCAAGGCCGAGUGCACGUCGAGGACGGCCGGCUUGCUCGUCGAUAG